Molecule: messenger RNA, 1887 nt
Organism: Phytophthora nicotianae INRA-310
Lineage: Eukaryota; Oomycota; Peronosporomycetes; Peronosporales; Peronosporaceae
Exons: 2
Coding region: 132-785 (217 amino acids)
Molecular function (GO): protein heterodimerization activity
Source: RefSeq, a predicted model, not a curated record
AUGCGAGUGUUCAGCUGUGGCAGGGAGAACACAAUUGUGGUAAAUGGGGCGAAUACUUUUGGGGAUAAAGUAAAUUUGUAUGAUGCAGACUUUUGGCGGCAAAGUGUCACAAUCUGAAGUUCCAGACAAAAAUGGCGCCUGUGAAGAAGCCGCAGAGCUCGUAUCUGAUCUUCUGCAAUGAGCGACGCAAGCAGGUGAUGGAUGAGAACCCAGGCACACGUAUCGGCGACAUCCAGAAGAUCAUUAGUGCGCAGUGGAAAGAGCUCAAGCCCGAGGAGAAGGACGUGUAUGUGGAGCUGGCUGCCAAGGACAAGGCACGCUACGAACAGGAGUUGCUGGACAACCCGCAGGUCAAUGAGGAGCCCACUGCAGAGGACAAGGCAGCGCAAGACUCCAAUGCCUGUAUCUAUCCGUUGGGAAGAGUACGGAGGAUCGUGCAGAGCGAUCCUGACGUUGGCAAGGUCUCAAAGGACGCACUCAUUGCCAUCGCCAAGGCUUCGGAGCUGUUUGCUCAGUUUCUAGGCACCAAGAGCUACGAGCAAGCGCUGUACCGUAACAAGCGGCAGAUCAAGGCGUCGGACGUGACACGCACUAUUCAAACCACAGCGUCGUUGGAUUGGCUUCGCGAAGACUUUCCUGACGUCAAGCCCACUCCGAGGGACAUUGCAGCUGAAAGUAAGGCGAAGAAGGACCAGGAAAAGGAGAAGAAGACAUUACCUGACAGUGCGUCCUUCUUCAAGCCUAGGACUGCUGGAGAUGCAAAUGCAACGGCAGCCGAAGAGUAGAAUUCACCAACUAAAGCUAAUGUAUAUCCAGCGAAAAUCCCGCGAUGCCUCAAGGCUCAAAUGGAAUGGAAAAAUCGGGAGCUCUAUUUAAUUGCAACUGAAGGGGCCAGCAGCGACAGCAAACACGACGUAUCCUGUCCGCGCUGCUUUUUCCUGCCUUGUACGCCUAGAAAAUGUCGUUCCAGUCAUCGAACUCCUCGUCUUCGUCCUCUUCCUCCUUCUGCUCCACGACCUCUUCGACCACAGGCUCCACACGCGGGAUGAGACCACGACGACCAGCAAUCUUGGCGACCAGUGAACCUUCCGGGAUGUUAGGCACCACUCCUUCCGGGAACUUGAUAGACUCGAGGUACACCUUGUCACCCACGUGCAGGCCAUUGACGUCGAUCUGAAGCGUAGUCGGGAUUUUGUCCGUAGAGAUGGUGCAGUCAAGUGAGUGGUAGAUGUGGUUGAUGAAGCCUCCGCGCUUAAGACCAGGGCUGCCUUCCUCAUUCAAGUACGUGAUAGGGAUGGACACAGUACGCCCAGGCUUGUAACGAAGGAAGUUCACGGCCAAAGGCACGUCGGUCACGGGGUCCAGCUGCACGUCACGCAUAUAGGCCUUGACGGGCGCCUGGCCGCCCACCUGGACGUGGAACACUUGGUUCUCUAUGGACGUCCAGAGCUUGCGGUGCUCACGCUCGAAGGCACGCGUCGGGAAUGAGACCAACACGCGCUCAUCCUUGCCGUCCUCGCCCUCACCGUAGAGUACGCCCGGCAGCAGACCCUGCUUGCGCAGACGCCGAGAUGCACGUGAUCCCUCACCUUCACGCACCACGAGCUGCAGCACGUUUGAAGAAGCCUCCUGAGUAGCAGCGGCCGCAGCCGAGAAGCGAGCCACCUGAGCGCCAGAGCGCAUCGCGUGCCGCUGGAGCGCCAACAUCCUUCGCCAAUACCAAGCGUCUGCAAUGACAAUGCUGGGCCACACAAGCCAAAAGGUUUGUGGUCGCAAUCGAUUACGACGAGGUAAUAAAUUAGAGAGUAAUUUUAAACUGGCGAAGUGCAACUGUAGUUUGUAGCCAUCUAAAUAAUAAAAAAUAUAGCAGGAAGCAUGUUCAAAUAU